GAGACCCAGCGUUGCCUCGGUACUUGCACUUGUGUGCUCCGGCCACCUCCCUGCUCUCUGAGACUAGGGUUCCCCCUGAGACGGCGGCGACACCGGGAGCAGCAGGAAGGGAGGAGCGGCCGCCCCUGCUUGUGUGGUUUAGCCGAUCCGCUCCCGGUACCACAGGGAGGAGAGGCCGCCGGGAGUGCGGACCAGACGCCCUCGCCCUGGAGAGGGCGGCGGGAGGAGCAGGCGGGAGCCCUUGCGGCUCUGCCGGAGGCUGGCGAUGGAGGAAGGGGCAGCAGAUCUGCGACAAAGAAAGAAGCAAAAUUGCACAGAAACUGACAAAAUGGCUCUAGAUGAGAGAAACAAAGAAAACCCAAAUCUGGGAAGAUCGCCAAAAUAUGUCUUAUUUCAACGUUUUGCAAAGCUUUUCUUUGGCUGUGUCGCAGCUGUCACUAGUGGGAUGAUGUAUGCAGUGUACCUCUCAACAUACCAUGAACGGAAAUUCUGGUUCUCCAGCAGGCAGGAACUUGAACGAGAGAUUACAUUUCAGGGUGACAGUGCCGUAUAUUACUCAUUUUAUAAAGAACUGCUAAAGGCUCCUUCCUUUGAAAGAGGUGUUUAUGAGCUGACACACAACAAUAAAACUGUACCGCUGAGGACUAUAAAUGCAGUGCAGCAAAUGACAUUGUAUCCAGAGUUGAUUGCCAGCGUUUUGUAUCAAGCAUCUGGUAGCGAAGAGGUUAUCGAGCCAGUGUAUUUCUACAUUGGUAUAGUUUUUGGACUGCAGGGAAUUUAUAUGGCUGCAUUGUUUGUAACCAGUUGGGUUAUGAGUGGGACUUGGUUGGCCGGAAUGCUGACCAUAGCAUGGUUCAUUAUUAACAGGACAGAUACAACAAGAAUCGACUACUCCAUUCCUUUAAGGGAAAAUUGGGCAUUGCCAUAUUUUGCAUGUCAAGUUGCAGCUCUUACAGGCUAUUUAAAAAACAACAUAAAUUCUUCUGCUGAGAGGCUUUGCUACCUUUUGGUGAAUGCUUCAACAUAUACUUUCAUGAUGAUGUGGGAGUACAGUCACUAUCUGCUGUUUGUCCAGGCUGUGUCUCUCCUCCUGCUGGACAGCUUUGCCCUUGUGCAGACAGAUAAGGUGCAUGAAGUGUACAAAAUCUAUCUGUUCUCCCUGUUCCUGGGAUAUCUCUUACAGUUUGAAAAUCCAGCUUUAUUAGUAUCUCCAUUACUAAGCCUUGUAGCAGCUUUAAUGCUCUCUAAAUGCCUUCAGAUGAAUAUGAAAAAGUGCACAUUUAUUUCAAGGAUGCUAAAAAUAAUGUACUUUUACUUGGUAUUUACGAUAUCAGUGACAAUGAAUUUCUUACUGAAGACAUUUGUUCCCCAUAAAGAAAAUGAACAUGUGUUGAAGUUCCUUGAAGUAAAAUUUGGAUUAAACACAACUAAGAACUUUACAGUGAACUGGCUUCUUUGUCAAGAAUCCCUUCAGACACCAUCUCAAGACUUUUUUUUGCGGCUAACUCAGUCAUCUCUAUUGCCUUUUUAUAUUUUAGUAUUAAUUAUCUGCCUUUCUUCUGUAACUCAAGUCAUUUUUAGGAGAAUUAGUGGUGAACCACUCAAAGAAAAAAUUACACUUGACGAUGGCCGAAUUGGAGAGAGGCCAGAGAUAGCUUAUCAUGUAAUCCACACAAUGUUAAUGGGUUCUCUUGCAAUGAUGUUGGAAGGCAUAAAGUACCUGUGGACUCCCUAUAUGUGUAUGCUUGCUGCAUUUGGUGUAUGUUCCCCUGAGUUUUGGAUGACGCUUUUCAAGUGGCUUCGACUGAGAGCUGUACACCCAAUAUUGCUGGCUCUCAUUCUGAGUAUGGCAGUUCCAAGUAUAAUAGGUUUCAGCUUGUGGAAAGAG
Messenger RNA from Chelonoidis abingdonii (Abingdon island giant tortoise), 1888 nucleotides. The record is from RefSeq and is a predicted model, not a curated record. NCBI's taxonomy places the organism in Eukaryota, Metazoa, Chordata, Testudines, Testudinidae.